GAAAUUUUUUAUGGACAAUAACAUUUAUCUAUCAAUGUCAUCAGUUAUACGCUAGCUCGAGAACGUACAUUCUGAAAUUAAUGCCUAAUGGAAUUUAAUUACUGCUUGAUUUUAUCAUACAUUACAGGUACUGAUAAAAACAAAAAUUCAAAACAAAAAAAUAAAAAAGAACAUUAGUAAUCAGUGCUUCGGUAAAUCGAUAUCGACCGGAUGUUUUUGUAACUAUACCUAAAAGAAUAACUCAUUUUCUAUCGACUAAAGAAGACGUUUCAGACAUGAAGAAGUUAUGGGUAAACUGGCUCUUACUUUAUAUUUCAAUGGCAACAGCCGUAAAAUCAAACGAAACAAUAGGAAAUCUAACUGGCAAUGACUUAAAUUGUACGACUCGUGAAUGUGUGAAGGAUAAUUUGGAAUUCGAACUGACUAUGUUAAAUAAUAUGAACGCAAGUGUGGAUCCUUGUGACAACUUUUAUGAAUUCGCUUGUGGAAAUUUCGACAACGUUCCUGAUGAUAUUGUUCAGGGUACAGAACACAAUACAUUUGUCCAUGCACAUGAAGUUAUGUUCCAGAAAAUGUAUAAUCUGAUAGCAAAAAGCGGUUCGUCGGAGUCAUUUCAACCGUUCAAUUUCCUAAAUGAUUUCUUAAUCUCUUGCGACAGAGUGAACAUCAAUAAUGUUGCAACUUACCCCGGAAUUAAAAAGGACAAUCUGGAUUAUUUGAAAGAAAUUAUUUCAAAAUUUGGUGGUUGGCCAGUUGUAAAAGGCGAUAAAUGGAACGAAACUAAUGACAACUGGACUAAUUUUAUCGAUGAAGCAAAGAGCACUGAUUUCAUUUAUUAUCAUUUUUAUGGAUUGCGUAGUCGAUCAGUUAAUAACUACACAAUAAUAUCCUUUCAGCCUAUGGACCUUGAAUUUUCACGGGAAAAUGGAAAAAAUCCCACACACAGUAGUAAGAUCGCUUACCGCGAUUUUAUGGUCGACGUUGCAGAUAUUUUGGGAGCGAAUAAGACACAAGCUAAAAUAGAACUCGCGUCGUUACUAUUGUUUGAAAAGAGACUUACUCAAAUAAGCGAGAAAAAUAGUACAUCACGAUCGAGUAAUGAUGGUUUGCCUGGAGGUUCAGUAAAGGCAGUGAUAGAAAACUGGCCAAGCAUUGAUUGGAUUAAAUUUUUAAACACACAAUCUGAUUUUCCCAGUAAUGUAACAAAUGAAACAAUAAUUUAUAUAGAAAAUACUGAUAAAGUAACGUACUUGAACUAUCUAGUAAAUAUUACUCCCGCAAAAGUGCGAGCAAAUUAUGCGAUGUGGAAGACGAUUCAAAAGUUGAUUCCAAAGGUCGAGUCAGUGUCUCUGUCUCAAUCGUUACAGAUUUAUAAUAAAAUUAAGAAUCCAUCAUAUGUUGAUGAGCCAGUGAAUUGUUGGAAUGAACUUACAGAUCGUUUUCCGGAACUUCUACUUGCUUAUUAUGGGCGAAAAUACCCAGUUGAGGGACUUGCUAGAGUUCAAAUUCAUCAGCUUAUUUCAUACAUAGAACAACAAUUCUACAAUACUCUGAAUAGCACAAAGUGGUUAGAUGUGAAGGCAAGAGAUACACUAUUUGAAACCAUAAAUUCUUUAAAAUUUAUUAUUGGCUACCCCGAAGAGAUUAUGGAUGAUAGAAAAUUGGAAGAAUACUUCCAAGGACUCAAUAUAACUAACGAUAAUUUUCUAAAAAAUGUUAUAAAUCGGAAAAUAUUUACCGAAAAGAAAGAGUUUAAUUUUUAUCAUAAGCCACAAAACUCAAUCGGGUUUCUGGACUAUUUUUACAAUCUUAUUUUAUAUAACGCUGAUACUUUUUUCAAUAGUCGUACAAACAAAAUCGUUUUAGGUAUCGAAUUGCUGAGGAAUUUGUACUUCAGUAUCCAUCGCCCGAAUUAUUUUAAUAUUGCCGUACUCGGAGACAAACUUGCUCACGAAAUAGGGCAUUCUAUCGACAUCACAUCCACAAAUGAUAUCAAUUCCAAAGUAAACGAUAGCAAAUGGACUGAAUCGUCAAAGCAAGUGUAUCGUGAUGUACGAGAAUGCAUUGCCCAGCAGUACAGCAAUUAUUCUCGAAAAAUGAAUGGUGAAUUCUAUCUCAAUGAAAAUAUUGUUGACAAUAUUGGUGUCCAAGUUGCUUAUUCGGCCUAUCAAGAUUGGGUCAAAACACAUGGACCACAACCAACUUUUUCUAGCUUGCCGUACAACUCGAAUCAAUUGUUUUGGCUAUCAUUCGCUAAUCUAUGGUGCACACCGAAAUCGAAAUUACAAAACUGGCGUUCAACCAAUGUGCAUCCUCCGCAUGAUCAUCGUGUCAUUAUGCCGCUUUUUAACAGCCCAGAAUUUUCGAAAGAUUUCAAUUGUCCCUUGGGAUCUAACAUGAAUCCAGUAAAAAAAUGUAUUGUGUUUUGAUUGAAAUUGUCAAUUACUUUCCUUCACUCGUUUUGGAAAUCCUUAACUUUACGGACUAUUUUACUGGAUAAUUAAUUUGCUUCAACUGCUGACGAGCUUUUAUUCAAAAUCGUUAAUCAAAAUAAUAAGGUACAAUAUAUGUAAAAGCAAAAAUAUCAUUUCUUUAAAC
Molecule: messenger RNA, 2598 nt
Organism: Microplitis mediator
Lineage: Eukaryota; Metazoa; Arthropoda; Insecta; Hymenoptera; Braconidae
Product: neprilysin-2-like
Exons: 7
Coding region: 276-2429 (717 amino acids)
Biological process (GO): protein processing
Cellular component (GO): plasma membrane
Molecular function (GO): metalloendopeptidase activity
Source: RefSeq, a predicted model, not a curated record